AUGGGUCUCAUCCACUCAGAGGAAUUGGUUGAUGUUAGACUUCUAUCGCCCCGCAAGUGGUCAAGGAAUCCGUUAAAAGUAACAACUUGUGCGCUCUAUGCUAUUGUCCUUCUAGUUGUUAUUCUUUCCGGUGCCAGGGCCGCAAUGCUUUAUAAUUCUUUGCCAGCUGCGAGCAAAGCACUGGAGUAUCCUCUCCGCAAAUUGAAUCUGUUUGAGGAGAUGAAAAUUGCCCCGCCCCCGCUUUCUCCAACCAUACUCAAUGGUCUGCUAUACCACGAUGUUGGCAUUCACUUUCGUGUCGUAUUAUUUCUUCUCCUAGUACCUAUCGCUGUCCACAUCAUCACCAUUCUCAUAGAAUUCUGGGUGGUUGAGGUCAGAGCUGUUAUGUCGUUUUCCCUAGUCAAGAAUCCCCGCGACGCCUCAGUUAUCUUUGCUACCCCCAGAUGCGGAUCUGGCCAGCCAUGCUUUUUGACUAUGCAUCACGAAGUACAACAUACCGGAAAGAGUCCUGUCGCCACGUCACCAGAGGAUUUCAGUUAUGUGUCGUACUUCUAUUUCCAGCAAAUAAAGUACGUUUGGAUUGAUAAGGAAAAUAAAUUUAUUUCUGUGUCGGACGACCUUUCGUCCCAGCAGACAUCAUUAGAAGUACUCCUCAGAAGUGCGGACAAAGGCUUGUCAUCGGCGGAGCAUUCACAGGCAACAAUUCUGUACGGAGAAAAUAGACUUGCAGUUCCCCUCUUAACGCUUGGGCAUCUUUUCGUCGAGCACAUUCUAUCACCAUUUUUUAUGUUCCAACUUUUUACAUCGAUUCUCUGGUUGUUCGACGACUUUGCCGUAUAUUCAUUCUUCACAUCCGUUAUGCUUUUGUUUAUGGAGGGAGGAAACAUUCUUACCAAGUUCAAUCGCAUGAAGGAGUCUAGGAAAAUGAUAAGUAACCCCUGUCAGGUCGAGGUUCACCGUGAUUGCGAGUGGGUUGUCGCAUCAAGUACUUCGUUGGUUCCCGGAGACCUAGUUCGUUUCACAGUUGACAAUCUCCAGGCUGCAAUGGAACGUCAGUCUUCACAAGCGGAAAAGCAGAGAAAAAGUGCCCAAGAUACACAGCUAAAGCAGCUCGGUGUUCCUUCUAUCCAUAUCUUGCUGUCUAGAAUGGGGCGCAUGUUUCUCAGCGGUAGCUAUCCUACCGAGAACUAUGCUAUCAUGCAAAGGGAAAAGAAUAUUGGGUUUUCGACCCAGAUUCCGGCUGACUUGCUAAUUACAAAGAACGUGGCUGUGGUGGAUGAGAGUCUGCUUACGGGAGAAAGCGCUGUGCAAAUGAAAGACUCCAUCUGGGAGAGUGAUCUCCUUCUUAAUAAAACCUUGGAUGAUGCAAAAGAGAUACCAUUCAAUCAAGACAGGGAUGCGUCACACAUUCUCUAUGCCGGAACAACACUUGUGUCUGUCAGCUCAGAGCCUGUUGAGGCUGUCGUCUUGCGUACAGGCUUUGAAAUGAGCCAGGGCCAGCUUAUCAGGAAGAUACUUUUCGACACGGAGCGCACAAGUGCCACUACCAAGGAUGCUGUGCAGUUCCUCGUGAUCAUGUUUGUCAUUGCUUGUAUCGCCUCCAUCUACACCUUUGUAAGAGGGUAUGUGACUCAGAUUUGCCCCCUGAACAGACUUAUUCUAGAGAGUUUAAUAGUCUUUGUCUCUGUUAUUCCCCCCGAGCUUCCUAUGGAGGUUUCCAUGACGGUUUCCGCUUCACUUCAAGAGCUCCGCCGCUUAUUUAUAUACUGCACUGAGCCAUUCAAGAUCAUGAAUGCUGGAAAACUUCGUAUUUGUUGCUUUGAUAAGACAGGAACACUUUGCGAUUGCGAGGUGAAGGUGGUUGGCUUUAUAUCUAAUUCUGAAGACGACAGAGCAAACCACUUAGAGCGUAUAAUUUCUUCUGCUGAACUUGUAAAAAGGGCUAAUCGCUCUCUUGAGAAUAGGAGCUUUACUGGUGAUCUGGUGUCCCACCUUGUCUUGUCUUCGGCCCAGAGUCUUUUCGUUCAUCAUGAUAAACUUAUUGGUGACCCACUAGAACAAGCAAUCUAUGCAGAUGGUAAGAUUUAUAGCAUCCAGACCGACGGCGUUGUUUCUCUCGCAUUGACACAUCCGUGGCAGGUGACCGUAACCAGACGCUUUGCUCUCUCAAACCGACUGAAGCGAAUGAGCGUUGUAGCAACUGCAACAUGCAAUUCCAAAGCCAUCUCCAAAACUAUUGUGGCAACCAAGGGUGCGCCAGAGGUGAUCAAGGAGCUGUGCACCCCACAGUCUGUUCCCUACUGGCAUGAUGAUUGUCUUAACGAGCUGGCUGCACAGGGCUACCGGAUCCUUUCUUUUGCCUACAGAGAAUUGGAAUCUUCCGAUGAAACGCUGACACGAGCUAAUGCAGAAGACGGCCUCACCUUCCUGGGCUUUAUUGUUACAGAUUCAAAUCUAAAACCAGACACUAGGGAGGCUAUAGAGAUCAUCAAGGCAUCUGGCCACCGCUGCGCGGUGAUCUCAGGAGAUAAUGUUAUCAGUGUAGGAGUAGUGUCCAUCCGUUCGGGGAUACUACCAGCUAGCCGUCCGUUGUACAAUCUUGAAAGGUUCGACGAAUGCGCACAAACCUGCCUGUUUACAAGAUUAAAUAUUAGGACUCAUCACUCGGCACCUACUGAGUUUGACUUUCCUAGCGAGCUUGAAGUAACAGAGAAGAAUGUUAAAGCAAUAGCACGACAGUACUCAUUAGCUGUAACGAAUAAUUCCGCUUUUAUUGCCCUCUUAGCACACAGUAAGUGUGGUCCCAUGUUUAUUCCCCGCAUCCACGUGUUCGCUCGAAUGACCCCUGAACAGAAAGCUGACAUCAUUCGUGUCAUGCAAGGAACCGCUCCUACCCUAUUCUGCGGAGAUGGAUCGAAUGAUGUUGAAGGGCUCCGUUCAGCAGACGUUGGGGUUGCACUUUGGGAAGCAACAGACUACAAAGAGAAAAAAGCAGAGGCAGACCGGAUCGAGGCGUCUGCCAAGGAGUCUGCCAUAGUUCGCCAACAACGAAUUCAGGCAGCUGUGGCUCAAAUCCCCAAGCCAUCUAUACUGGGCCCUUCGGGAACUCCUGCGUCCCAGCAGCUCAUCUACACGGAGGCUCGUAGGCGCUCUGCAGAGAAGAAUACAAAGCUUACUGACGAGAUGCGCUAUCUCAUCUGGGAGCAAAAUAAGUACUGGUCAGAGGUACGGCGGGUAUCGAGAAGUGGGUCCACCUCCCUUGUGGACAAGAUCUUCGGUAUGUCCAACGAUGGAAUAAUGUCUGGCUGGAGUCAGGCCUUCGACAUUGAGGACGAAGGGAAAAGCUUACAACUUGGCGAUGCAGCAAUCGCAGCACCUUUCACAGCCAAGUCUGGAACCAUUGGGGGCGUCCUUGACAUUAUUCGUCAAGGGCGAUGUUCGCUUGUCACCCUUAUUAUGACCUAUAAGACCUUAGCUCUGAAGUGCAUCGUGGGGGCAUAUUCCAUGUCUGUGUUGACACUGGACGGCGUUCGGUACUCUGAGCAGCAGCUGAUGGCCAGUGGCGUAUCACAAAUGUUUAUUCUAUUCAACAUCAACAAAUCAAAACCUCUGAGAAGGAUUAGCCGCAUCCCAGCACCAGACAAUAUCAUAAGCGCAUAUGCCCUUGUGAGUCUUGCGCUGCAGGUCCUCGUCCACGUCCUUAUCAUGUCUUUGUUGGUCCACCUGCUUUCCACAGAGAAGACAACAGUGCCGUUUGAUGUCAAGUUCCAGCCGUCGCUUGUUAAUACCGUUGUAUUCCUUCUGGGCAUGUACCAGGAUCUAGCAAUCAAUGUCGUUAACUAUCCUGGAGAGCCGUACAUGCUUAGCCUGACGCAGUUCAAGAAGCUGUGGAGAGGCGUCAUCGUAUCCGUAGUGGCCACGCUGGUUCUUACCAUGCAGUGGCUUCCUGAGCUUAAUGAGGCGCUCGGUCUCAUCACGAUGGACGGUCAUGUGCAACGGACCGUGAUGACAUUUGGCCUACUCGAUGUGCUGCUAUGUCUCGGGAUUGAGAGGGCGUCAUUCCACAUUUUGGGACCAAAGCCCAUCAGUGAUGACGCUUAG
Messenger RNA from Giardia duodenalis, 4101 nucleotides. Its product is annotated as putative Cation-transporting ATPase 2. The coding region runs from base 1 to 4101 and encodes 1366 amino acids. Gene Ontology annotation, molecular function: ATP hydrolysis activity; ATP binding; P-type ion transporter activity. The transcript has a single exon. Gene Ontology annotation, cellular component: endoplasmic reticulum membrane. NCBI's taxonomy places the organism in Eukaryota, Fornicata, Diplomonadida, Hexamitidae. The record is from RefSeq and is a predicted model, not a curated record. Gene Ontology annotation, biological process: intracellular calcium ion homeostasis.